AUGGCUUCAAAGCCCCCACAGAAAGUCAAUCUCUACUCAUUACCAGAACUCCGCUCCGCCGUCGACGAAGCCAUCCCAGACUACCUCACCACCCUCCCCAAACCCUACGCAUUCGCCCAAGACCACGCCUACCCCAAUGUCCGCCUCGCCCUAGGCUACACCGCAGUCCUGAUCGCUGGCGCUCUGUUCGCCGUUGACUGGAAGUAUGGCUGGGAAGUUACGAAACCCUACACGUUACCAGCAUGCGUCGCGUACUUCCUACUGAACGGCGCAAUGACGCUGUGGAUUUGGGCUGUCGAGAGCGGGACGAUAUUUCAGGGAAGGAGGGAAGGUGGCCAGAAGCUGAAACUGGCAUCGCACGUCCAAAAACCAAACCCAGAAUACAUCCUCACCACGACCUACUCCAGCCCUCAAGGCGACAAAGUCUGGCAAAACAGCGUAACCUCCAUACCUUUCGCCCACCUUUUCAACGUCCACGGCUUCCUGCAGAAGAAGGAACUACAUAAGUUCCUCGCGAAGAAGAUCGAGGUAGUCGGACUAGCAGAUCCGAAAAGUAAGGCGGCGAGGAUGGAGUGGCAGGUCGAGGCCGGGGAGGGACUUGAGGUAGUGGAGCAGCCGGAUCGUGACAGUGGGGAGGAUGCAAUUGAGGUGGUACCGCCUUCGGGAGCCGGUGCGGCUGCAGCGGCGACGCCGUCGAAACGGGGCCCAGGCAGACCGAAGAAGAAGGCUUGA
Cyphellophora attinorum is the source of this 732-nucleotide messenger RNA. Its product is annotated as Signal peptidase complex subunit SPC2. NCBI's taxonomy places the organism in Eukaryota, Fungi, Ascomycota, Eurotiomycetes, Chaetothyriales, Cyphellophoraceae. Gene Ontology annotation, biological process: protein targeting to ER. The transcript has 3 exons. The record is from RefSeq and is a predicted model, not a curated record. The coding region runs from base 1 to 732 and encodes 243 amino acids. Gene Ontology annotation, cellular component: membrane; signal peptidase complex.